AAAAGAAAAGAAAAAAAAAACCCUCGACGCAUCAUUGAGAGAGGCCAACGAUGAAGAAGAAGAAGAAGCAAGGCAUGAGGUCGGCCGAGUCCGCCCACCUCCCGCACGACACAAUCACUGAAGUCCUAACAAGACUCCCCGCCAAGUCUCUGUUUCGCUUCAGGUGCGUUUGCAAACUAUGGAACUCGACGAUUUACGAUCCUCAAUUCAUCGAAAAGCAUAGGAUUGAAUCCCAAUUCCGGAUUGGAGGCACUUAUUUAGUAUGUUUCUGGCACUACCGUGAUGAGAUUAUCGUCAAUUUCAAAAAACACGGAAGCGGGACAUGUACAGUACAUAUCCCGCCUCCACUACAUCUCAAACUGAAAAAGCCCAUUGAAGGCGACGCAGUUUUAAUUUCCACACCUAUGAACGGCUUAGUGUGUUUAUACUCUAGAAACGGUGAUAGUUGGGACCCCUUGGUUUUAAACAUUACUACCCGGGAGAUUUUGUACCUUCCCAAACCUACCACAACUAAAUAUGAUUCAUUUCAUAUUGGUUUUGAUCACAUGACUGGAGAUUACAAAGUAUUGCAUAUAUGGUAUUCGGCCAUGUCUUCUACAUGGAAAAAAAAAUGGGAAGUCUGUACGAUUGGGUCGACUGACUCGUGUCCGUGGAGAAAAAUUACGGAUCCUCCUAAAAUCAUUCGCCAGGGACGUGGUUUUUCUGACCCUUGUGUCAAUGGUACCAUGUAUUGGCUUUCUUGGGGAGGAGGUAUUUAUUUCCUCGUCGCUUUUGAUGUUGGGAGAGAAGUUUUUCGAACUCUAAAGUUCGCGGAGCCUAUAACUCAUGUUCAUUAUCAGCUUGUGUUUGUUUUAAGAGGUUAUUUAGCUGUUGGAGUUGGUGGCAAUCCAUUUGAGAUAUGGUUGUUGGAGGAAAAAAACAACAACAAUAGCAAUCAAGUUUUGGUGAAAGAGAAGAUUAGUUUCUUAACCACACCUUCCUUGCCAUUUCCGCCGAUCCAGAACGGGAGUAAUUGGGGCAUUUUACCAACGGGGGAGACGUUUUUGUUGAGUCCUGCUCAACAUUCAAGAACACUUUAUGUAAUCGAUUUAAAGGAAAAGAGAAUCACAAAGAAGAGAUUCCACUGGUCCCAACCAAGGAAGGGUGGUGAUGAUAAGCAAGUUGGAAAUGUGAAUGACUUGUAUUCCGAAGAAUGUUACAGUCAUGAGGAAAACAUGUAUAGAUUCAAGAAUCAAGAUGAUGUUCGGCAUCGCCAUGGCAGCCUCCUCCACUCCGUCUGA
Messenger RNA from Oldenlandia corymbosa var. corymbosa, 1280 nucleotides. The record is from the annotation of a GenBank genome assembly. Lineage: Eukaryota; Viridiplantae; Streptophyta; Magnoliopsida; Gentianales; Rubiaceae.